Molecule: messenger RNA, 1164 nt
Organism: Ricinus communis (castor bean)
Lineage: Eukaryota; Viridiplantae; Streptophyta; Magnoliopsida; Malpighiales; Euphorbiaceae
Product: basic leucine zipper 9
Exons: 5
Coding region: 121-1020 (299 amino acids)
Biological process (GO): regulation of DNA-templated transcription
Molecular function (GO): DNA-binding transcription factor activity
Source: RefSeq, a predicted model, not a curated record
CAUAAUUUUACAACAGUGAGAGACGUAUUGCUUUGCUUCUGCUGUAUAUAUUAAUCCAACACUCGGCUCAAUUCCCUCCCCCUUCCCUUUCUGUCUUCUUCGUCUGUGGUAAUAUAAUAAAUGAAGGAAACAGCAGGCGAUGAUAUGAGGAAGCGAAGUGAAUCAGAACUUGCCCUUCAAGACCUUAUAAAGAAGACUGCUGAGGAUACCAAAGGUGAAACCCAAUUAAGGGAUUCUUCUGAUAACCCUAAUCCUUUUCUCGGACAGCUUGAUGAUUGUCCUUUUCUGGACUUCUCUUCUCCUGAUCUUUGUUUCCCCUUCAGAACUCAUCGGAUACAAGAGAUGAUGGAUAGUUUGUCAAAUUGUGGAUUGGGAGAAUCGCUUUUGUGGUCUCAGACAACUGCGAAGACGGAGCAAUCCAGAAUUGAGGCCCAAUCUUCAGUUUGUGUGAGCAGUCCGAUAUCACCAAAUAAUAAUAAUAUGAAUAUGAAUACGAAUACGAAUACGAAUAACAAAGCAGAAGCUAAAAGUGUAAGAACAAGAAUAUCCACAAGUACUUCUGAGCAAACAGAUGAUGAAGACGAAGCCGGUCCUUGUGAACAGAGCACCAACCCUGUUGAUAUAAGACGCAUUAGGAGGAUGGUUUCAAAUAGGGAGUCAGCCAGACGAUCAAGAAAAAGAAAACAAGCUCAUCUGCAAGACAUUGAAUCCCAAGUUUAUCAACUCAGCGGUGAGAAUUCAUCUCUUUACAAGCAGCUCUCAUUUGCUACUCAACAAUUUCGGGAUGCUGAUACCAACAAUCGUGUCCUUAAAUCUGACGUCGAAGCUUUAAGAGCUAAGGUGAAGUUGGCGGAGGAUAUGGUGACUCGAGGCGGCUCUUUAAGUUGCAGUAUGAAUAUUCAGCUGCUCCAAUCCAUUAACAAUCUCCCCAAUGUAUCCCCAACCAUCACUAUAAACGCUCCUCCUCCUCUUGAUUCUACCAGCGAUGCUGUUAGCUCUUUAACUGACCUUUGGCCUUAGAUUACCAUCCUUCUUCUUCUUCUUAUGUUAUUGUUAUUAUUAUUUUUAAUAUUCUUACUUGCUUGUUUUUGGACAUGCUGAUGAUCCCUCAGGAGUUUCAUUAUAUCAAAUGAUUAUAGAUCAACAUAACAAUUCACAUUUUCA